This is a messenger RNA of Silurus meridionalis, 6779 nucleotides long. RefSeq names its product neurexin 1a (gene nrxn1a). NCBI's taxonomy places the organism in Eukaryota, Metazoa, Chordata, Actinopteri, Siluriformes, Siluridae. The record is from RefSeq and is a predicted model, not a curated record. The coding region runs from base 641 to 5125 and encodes 1494 amino acids. The transcript is spliced from 24 exons.
AAAAAAAUCUGAAUUGAUGCGGAAAUCAUCACUGUUCGUCGGUGAAGCUGGUCGAUCAGAGGAACACAGGAUGGACUCUGUCACAAGAUUGCGGAUCAGUAUGACAUACUGGAUGUGAUUAGAGCGAUUGUGAGCACUGAAGGCCCUACAGGGGCCUGCAUAUUAACCUCAAUUUGAGAAAUUUCUAUUUUCUUGUCUACAUGACACUUGGCCAACACAAUGACUAUUAAUUAAUCUGUUCAUGUGACCCAUGGUGGCCUAAGUUACUCGAAGGCAUCCUGUAUAUAUGUGACUUCAUGUGAUGGAUACCUUGACAAAUUCCUUGAAUGUCCCACUACAAAACGUUUAUAUUCCACUGGAAAAAAAUUAAAUCUGCCUUUAUUGUAGUAGACUUAUUUAGGAUUACUAGUUAAAUAUUCAUUGAAUUGAAUACAUUGACUAAUACAGAAGCUAUACACUGUCUACAGUAAUUACAAUUAGGCCAUAACCCAGGCCUUCUCUUGUUUUAAGAACAAUGAGUAAAGGAGAAUUAGCCCGGAUUUAUAGCUGUCACAGAGAACCCAUUUCUGUUUUAAAACUGUAAAGCUAAAAUUAAUUAUAUACCAUUUUAGAUUAGUCUUAUCACUUUUUUGAAUUCACCAUGAGCUUCUCUAUGCGCAGCGGUGUGCACAUAAUUUGGAUAGGCCUACUGGUUUGUUGCUUGGUUGACAUAGGGGCUAGUAUGGAGUUCACUGGUGCCGAAGGUCAGUGGGCGAGGUUUCCAAUGUGGAAUGCUUGCUGUGAAAGCGAGAUGAGUUUCAACAUGAAAACAAAAAGCUCACAUGGACUUUUAGUAUACUUUGACGACGAGGGAUUCUGUGACUUCUUGGAACUUCUGCUCCAUAACGGUAGACUCAGUCUUCGUUUCUCGAUCUUCUGUGCCGAGCCUGCCACUGUACUGUCCGAUACUGUGGUCAAUGACAGCCGUUGGCAUGCAGUUACGGUGCGCAGGAAUUUCAAAAACACCACAUUAAUUGUGGAUGAAGAAAUCAAGUGGGUGGAAGUGAAGUCAAAACGAAGGGACAUGACUGUUUUCAGUCAUUUAUUCCUAGGGGGGAUACCUCCCGAACUGCGAUCGGUAGCCCUGCGGCUCACAUCUGCGUCCAUCAAAGACCAGGUUCCGUACAAAGGAUGGAUAACCAAUUUGAAGGUGAACGCCUCGGAGCCGACGAUGAUUGGUAGUGAGGGGAUCAACAGCGACAUUUGUGAAGCAGACCAUGUUUGCCUGAAUGGCGGAGUCUGCAGCAUCGUCAACGACGAACCCAUCUGUGACUGCUCUGAAACAGGAUUCCAGGGGAAAGACUGCAGUGAAGAAGAGGUCUACGUUGGAGGUCUUGCGCACCUGAUGAUGGGCGACCAAGGUAAAAGUAAAGUGAGAGAGGAAUAUGUGGCGACCUUCAAGGGCUCGGAGUACUUCUGUUACGACCUCUCUCCAAACCCCAUCCAGAGCAGCAGCGAUGAGAUCACGCUGUCCUUCAAGACCCUGCAGCGCAACGGCUUGAUGCUCCACACCGGCAAAUCGGCUGACUACGUCAACCUGGCGCUGAAGAACGGUGCCGUCUCUCUGGUCAUCAACCUGGGCUCUGGGGCCUUCGAGGCCCUGGUUGAGCCCGUCAAUGGAAAAUUUAAUGACAAUGCCUGGCAUGAUGUGAAGGUUACCAGGAACCUCCGUCAGCACUCAGGCAUUGGACACGCUAUGGUUACAAUAUCCGUGGAUGGGAUUCUCACCACCACUGGAUAUACACAAGAGGACUACACCAUGCUAGGCUCUGAUGACUUUUUCUAUGUCGGGGGCAGCCCCAGCACUGCCGAUUUGCCUGGAUCUCCUGUUAGCAACAACUUUAUGGGCUGCCUCAAAGAGGUUGUGUACAAAAACAAUGAUGUGAGGUUGGAGCUGUCUCGUCUGGCCAAACAAGGUGACGCCAAAAUGAAGGUUAGUGGCAUGGUGGCGUUUAAGUGCGAGAACGUGGCCACACUGGACCCUGUGACCUUCGAGACCCCUGAAUCCUAUAUCAUGCUCAGCAAGUGGACUGCAAAGAAAGCUGGUUCCAUCUCCUUUGAUUUUCGCACCACCGAGCCUAAUGGACUGCUGCUGUUUAGCCAUGGCAAGCCCAAGCAGCAGCAGCAGAAAGACCCCAAGGGCCCCAAAAUUAUGAAAGUGGACUUUUUUGCCAUUGAGAUGCUCGAUGGUCACCUUUACCUUCUACUAGACAUGGGCUCGGGCACAACAAAGACCAGGGCCGUCAACAAAAAGGUCAACGAUGGCGAAUGGUACCAUGUGGACUUCCAGAGGGAUGGCAGAUCAGGUACCAUCUCUGUCAACUCAGUACGUACCCCUUAUAAUGCUCCUGGUGAGAGUGAGAUCCUGGAUCUGGAUGACACUCUGUACUUGGGUGGUUUGCCGGAAGACCGUGCUGGACUGGUGUUUCCCACUGAAGUGUGGACAGCACUGCUCAACUAUGGUUAUGUGGGCUGCGUGCGUGACUUGUUCAUGGACGGACAAAGCAAAGACAUCCGGCGCAUCGCAGAGGCCCAGAGAGCUGUGGGUGUCAAACCUUCCUGCUCAAAAGAACCUCCAAAGCAGUGCCUGAGCAACCCAUGCCUGAACAGCGGCUCAUGCAGGGAGGGCUGGAACCGCUAUGUGUGCGACUGCUCAGGGACUGGCUACCUUGGUCGCUCCUGUGAGAGAGAUGCCACUAUCCUCAGUUAUGAUGGCAGUAAGUUUAUGAAGAUCAAGCUGCCAUUGGUGAUGCACACAGAGGCAGAGGAUGUGUCGCUGCGCUUCCGUUCCCAGCGAGCUUACGGUGUCCUGAUGGCCACAACCUCCCGCAACUCUGCAGACACACUUCGUCUCGAGCUGGAUGGAGGGCGGGUCCGACUCACGGUCAAUCUAGACUGUAUCAGGAUUAACUGUACUACCAGUAAAGGCCCAGAGACCAUCUUUGCGGGUCAGAACCUGAAUGAUAAUGAAUGGCACACAGUCCGUGUGGUCAGAAGGGGGAAAAGUCUGAAGCUUACAGUGGAUGACCUGCAGCCCUCAGAAGGCCAAAUUACGGGCGACCACACGCAGCUAGAGUUCCAUAACAUCGAGACAGGCAUCGUUACUGAAAAGCUCUACAUGCCUGCCGUUCCAUCAAACUUCAUCGGGCACCUGCAGGGUCUGUCUUUCAAUGGCAUGUCCUAUAUUGACCUGUGCAAGAAUGGGGACAUCGACUACUGCGAGCUAAAUGCCAUGAUUGGCUACAAGAGCAUCGUGGCAGACCCAGUAACCUUCAAGUCUCGCACCAGUUAUGUGACCCUCCCAACUCUGCAGGCGUACUACUCUAUGCACCUCUUUCUCCAGUUCAAGACCACUUCUCCUGACGGGCUGAUCCUCUACAACCGAGGAGACGGCAAUGACUUCAUUGUGGUAGAACUGGUUAAAGGUUAUCUGCAUUAUGUUUCUGACUUGGGAAACGGUGCUCAUCUCAUCAAAGGCAAUUCAAACACACCUCUCAAUGACAAUCACUGGCAUAACGUGAUGAUCUCCCGUGACACCAACAACCUCCACACAGUCAAGAUCGACACCAAGAUCACCACACAAACCACUAUGGGGGCUAAGAACUUGGAUCUGAAAGGUGACCUGUUUGUUGGAGGAGUGUCUAAAGAUUUAUAUAAGGACCUACCGAAGCUGGUGCACUCUAAAGAGGGAUUUCAGGGUUGCUUGGCAUCUGUGGACUUAAACGGCCGCUUGCCAGACCUGCUGUCAGACGCACUGAGCACUACAGGACAGGUGGAGCGGGGCUGUGAAGUUGCAUUGAUGAAAGCUGACCUGCAAGGUCCCAGCACUACCUGUCAGGAAGACUCGUGCUCCAACCAGGGUGUGUGUCUACAGCAGUGGGAAGGCUUUACUUGUGACUGCAGCAUGACGUCAUUCGGAGGGCCUCUCUGCAAUGAUGCGGGAACUACGUACAUAUUUGGGCGUGAUGGUGGGUUGAUUGUGUACACCUGGCCACCCAAUGACAGGCCAAGCACGAGGGCAGACCGUCUUGCAGUUGGCUUCAGUACGCAGCAGAAGGAUGCAGUGUUGGUCAGAGUGGACAGCUCAUCUGGCCUUGGAGACUACUUGCAACUGCAGAUAGACAAAGGCAAUAUCAGAGUGGUGUUCAAUGUGGGCACAGAUGACAUAAAUAUUGAAGAAACCUCAAAGUUUGUAAAUGAUGGAAAGUACCACAUAGUUCGCUUUACAAGAAGUGGUGGUAAUGCCACUUUGCAGGUGGACGAUCUGCCAGUCAUUGAGCGAUAUCCAACAGGCAACAUUGAUAACGAACGCCUGGCGAUUGCUAGACAGCGAAUCCCAUAUCGGCUCGGUCGAGUAGUUGACGAAUGGCUACUCGACAAAGGUCGGCAGCUCACCAUCUUCAACAGCCAGACUACCAUAAAGAUCGGUGGUGGUGAACGGGGCAGUCGGCCAUUUCAAGGCCAGUUGUCUGGCCUGUACUACAAUGGCCUUAAAGUGCUCAACAUGGCCGCUGAGGGUGAACCCAACGUGCGCGUGGAGGGCAGCGCCCGUCUGGUUGGUGACUUGCCCUCCUCGUCCAUCACACCCCAGUCCAGUGCCUCUGCCUCAGGCAACCGCUCUGAAGCUUCGCCCUCUUUGACGGACAUCACCACCACCACUGCCUCCAACCGACAGGGGAAGCAGACCACAACACCACAGGACGAUCUGUUAGUAGCGUCAGCCGAAUGUCCCACUGAUGAUGAAGACAUUGACCCAUGUGACCCAACCUCAGGUGGGUUAGCACACCCUCCCCUGCCGGAAGCAAAGGGUUACCCGAGCCCAGAGGUGAUACGCGAGUCCAGCAGCACCACAGGCAUGGUGGUGGGCAUCGUAGCAGCCGCCGCCCUCUGCAUCCUUAUCCUCCUCUACGCCAUGUACAAAUACCGCAACCGCGAUGAGGGCUCGUACCACGUUGACGAGAGCCGCAACUACAUCAGUAACUCGGCCACGCAGCCCAACGGAGCAGCGGUCAAAGAAAAACCCAUCGGCGUGGCCAAGAUCUCCAGCAAGAACAAAAAGAACAAAGACAAAGAGUACUACGUCUGAUCCCACAGACUCCCCUCCCAACUCUCCCGGUGUUCCUGUGUUCAGAAGCACACAGGCGAAAGGGAGGAGACACCAACCCUGUGUAUAGUAAUUAAGCUGAAAAAAAGCACAGUCUUAGUUUUAACUGAGACACAGAUAUACUGUUACUAACAAUAAGAACAUAUACUUUAUACUCAAGCACACAAGAACUAUCCAAACCUAUGCGUGUGUACAAAAAGGAAUUGAGUAAGAAUGAAAAGGAUCCUUGAAAAUGAAAAUCACUCUUCUGGACAGGGACAAGCCAGUACAACCCUGUAUGUUAGGGUGAAUCUUUUAAAGACAUGGCCACUGGUCAGAACUGAGGUCUUACUGUCUUUCAUAUUAUGUUGCCUGUGUAUGUGUUACUGGGACAUGCCCUCUACAUGCAGAAAACCCAUAAACAUCUGGAAAAUUGAAAUAAAAAAAGAAAAAAGACAUUCACUUAAUCAGAGGAAAAAGAGACUUAUUACACUGAGAAGCUACCUACUGUAUGAUCGUUCAAUCAGCCAAAGUAUUUGCGCCCCUCCCUCCCCCUUUCUAACGGCAGUGUUGGCCAUAUGGAGACCGAGUCAAACUGAAGAUAACGAAAAAGGAUCCAAACAUAAGUCAGUAUCAAGGAUGAAUACCUUGGGUUCAAAGAGGACUUGGAGGCCUUAUUAUGAAGCAAAGUGUAAAAAACGAUCGUUGUUUCUUUUGUUUGUAUGUUUGUCAUGACAAUGACAGCAGCGAUGAGGUGGCGAUGCUGACGAUUAAGGUGAAGAACGUUGGGGUCAUUUGGCGAUAGUUUGAGAAAUACUCCAUGCACGUGAAGUAUCUUAUUACAUAUGUUUAUAUACGGUGCAAAGACUAUCUAUGUGUGCUCUCUGGACUGUGGCUGAAGUGGUGUUUUAUAGCCUGUUAUAUAGAUGAUGCCAACUACAGUAUACCUGCUCUUCAAACAUUUUCUAGUAAAAGCAACUGGGAAAAUGAUUAAAAACAGAAAAAAAACUAAAUGUUAAUGUGUUGCUAUAGAGAUAGAACCGUUUCUGCCAUUAGCUAUGAACAUUUGGGCUCCUGUAUAUUUUUUUUUCUCCUUUAUGCUCACAUUCAAUGCCAGUAUUUUUUUCUGCCAUUACAUUUUAUUUUUGCAACUACUCCUUUUGUGUCAGCAUACAAAAGACACAAACACUUUGGGUUUUUGGGGAAAAAAAUCAAAACCAUCACGAAGUAAAACGAUUGGAAUUGUUAAAGCAAUAUCACUUUGCUCUUCUGACAUGGGAUGACAUCUUGGUGUUAAAAAAAAAAAAAAAAAAAAAGACAGUGAACUGAAUCCCAAAAUAUACAAUAUGUAUUGAAAUAUUUCAGCCAGAAGACACAAAUCUCAAUGAGAACUAAGAAUUUAUUGUUUGUGAACACUCUUUGCUAUAUUGUACUACACUGAAAGCACAAGAGGCACAAAAUACAUACAAUUUCAGAAUAAAUGUUAGAUUUUUUUGUUUUUUGUUUUUUUGUGUGUUUUUAAUUUGUGUACAAUUUUUCUAUGAUACCUUCUUUUGUUUUUAUUGUGACAAUUCUUUAACGACCUCAAAGUGAAGAUUUAUUAUGAAAAAAAUAGUUUUGAAAAAUCGAACAAAUAAAUAAAAUAUUAAGACUUAAA